AUGAAUCCGGUACCCGAUAGAGAUAUUAUCAAAAAAUUUUUAGGUGUGGAAGAAUUAAAUAACGACCUCGCGUCUACCAAACUAGUAGAUGGCGCAACCGAACCCUAUAAAGAAAAAAGAUUUGCUUCGGUAGAUGAAGUGGAAACGUUAAAAGAACACAAUGGAAGUGGUGCAUCUUCUACUAAAACUUCUAUGCAGCACAGACCCGAAUCUCUUAAAAUUAUGGCUAUGCGUGAACAAGGAGGUGGCAGUACUUCCGAUAUUUCUCGUAAAGAAUCGAAUAAAACAAAAGGCUCGGAGUCUGCUAAGACAUUGGAUACCCGCCCGCCUGUCAUCGCACUUCACCCACCUGCAGGAAUCAGACGUUCUAAAAGACGCCCCCACAGCCAAAAACACCAAAGCAGCGUCAGAAAAAACCAAAAAACAAACAAACCAACAAAACGUGGAGCUGAUUUUACGAGGCUAACCUGUUCCUAUUGUGGGGCUAGAUUAGAAUCUUUCGAUGAGGAGACACUCUCACUUUGUUGUGUAGCUUUGUGUACGUUUCUGCAAAGAGUGCCUAGUUUAGCUGCUCCGUUGCUACAGAGAACUCUUCUCUGCACGGCACGUUUUAUAGACAUCCCACAAUUUCCAUGGCACGAAUCCAACAUUUUCGUCCCAGGAAAUGCCAAAAGUGCUGCUAAGCAAUUAAUUCGUAUUAUUUUACACCAAUUAUCUGGAAGUGGAAUAGCUCUACAACUUUUUAAUUUACACAUUCAAGCAGACGAAUUAUACUCUUUUUGGAGUAAAAUAGCUCUAUCACUUGUUGAUUUUACCGAAUUAAACCCUGUUGCUUUUUUACAAAAUUUGUUGGAGGUAAAAUUUUGUGGGGAACAAUUUUUUAUAUAUGGAGGAAAUUAA
Messenger RNA from Meloidogyne enterolobii, 900 nucleotides. The record is from the annotation of a GenBank genome assembly. Lineage: Eukaryota; Metazoa; Nematoda; Chromadorea; Rhabditida; Meloidogynidae.